AUGACGUUCUGCUGGUUUCCGGUCGUGUUUCUCGUUUCAGCAUGGGCUCAAAUGUUCCCGCCGCCGUUCAUUCCGGUUUGCUCUUUUCUUUUUUAGCUUUUGUUGAACCGUUGCUCUUCUCUUUCGGUUCUCAUUUGCUUACGCGAGCACAAAUAAACUCCUUGAAAGAGUCUGGAAUCCCAUGAAGUCAAGAAUUCAGAUGCUCAAUUCUCAGUUGUCACUAGAGGAGAUUGAGAGCUAGGAAUGGACACUGUAGUCUGAAGAAGAAGAUUCAGAAUAACUCAUGAAAAUCUGGCGAAAUUUUAAAAAUGGCAAAGUCACAAAAAUAUUCUUUUUUUCAGUAAAUCUAAACUCUUUCACUAAAGCUUUUUUCAGGAUAAAAAAAACCUUUCAUCCUUUUUUCGGGGCAAUUUAUUGUGUAAAAAAAGAUUGAAGAUGAAAGAAGCCGCGAAAUUUUACUGUGUAUGUAAAAAGUUCUUGAAAGAUGCAAGAAAGGCUUUUUGAAAGAUUUUAUCGGCUUUUUUUAAUUAUUUCAGAACUGAAAAUGCAUGAGAGAGCUGAAAUCCUUUAAAAACGGACAGACUCUUUAAAAAAGUUACCGUAAAUGUUUCUAGUUUGGAGUUAAAACUAUCUACUCCGUUUAUUGGUCGACUUCCAAUAUCAAGUACUCAAACAUCGUGUGAUUGGAACUGCUGGAACCCAUCAAGAAAAGCGGCGGGCUCGGCGAAAAAACGCAAUUUAUGUGCGUACUUUCGUCUUGCACGUGAUCAGGGGUCGCCAAAUGAUGAAUUGCUCUUUGAGAAAGUCUGUUCUUGAUGAGGUUAGAACAGCAACUUGAGUACUGUCCGAAAAGAAAAGAUAGGGAAAAGGAAAUUUUUAUGAUACUUCAAACUCCUCUAAAAUGGUUUUUUUGCUCUUGGAAAUCGUUUUUUUUAUCAUCGAAAGGCUUUCUGAAAAAACUUUAAAAAAAAUGGAAAAGCUUCUUUGUUAGAAAAAUCCUCAAUGAAGAAUAUAUAUAUAUUUAUAUAUAUUGCGCGCAAGUUUUUUUGGGUCGGGUGCAGCAGUUAUGCUUCGAUAAUCAUGAACUUUUAGGCUAGGAAAAUCGGAGUAUAUUGAAACAAUUUGUUCCCUGAGAAAGAAUAUGUUUAGAUAGAGUUUCGAGCUCCUUUGGCGGUUCCUAUGGUUCCACCGAUGGAAGUACCGGUGAUGGGCAUACCUCCAGUAAUCGACUAUGGUUUACCGGUAAGUAUAAAAAGAAAGGUAUAGUCUUUUUUGUUUUCUGAACGAACCUCAGCUUUUUCCAACGUUAAAUUUCACAAAAAUCUGAAAAUUCAGCCGAUAUUGCAAAUAGCGUCUUCGCUCGCCCACAUUGUUGAGAUGAAGAUGGCCGCCGACCAGAAUUUCAAGAAUAACCCGAUUUCAGAGAACAAAGAGUAUAUCAGGUAUUAUUUUUUUCUUUUUUUUAAGCCUUUUUGAGAAGAUAUAGUUUUUUAAUAUUAUUUUUACGGGCAACCUGAGAUGAUAUUCAGCGUGAUUAUUAAUUUUUUGAAUUGUGAAUGAAAUGAUUGAUUGGAUUAUGAGCGGUUUCAAUCCUCAACGCGACGCUCAGACUUCACAGCUCUAGAGAAUUUUCACAAAUUAGACGGAAAUCAGCAUCAAUUCAGGCCAACUCGGCUGCAGUUAAUACCUUAUUCGAAUGCUCCUUCUUCCAGCUGGAGAAAUAUCCCAGAUAUGAAUCGUGAAACGAACGGUCUUUCAAAAAUUGUAAACUCAGUUUCUCGUCAGUUUCUUUUGUUUUUCUUGAACAAUUUUAAUUUUGGAGCACCUUCGAUUAUGUUUCGAAUAGGAGAUUUGAUGAACAGACGGAAAGACCCGGAAUAUGACGUCAGCAGGACAAAAGGCUUUCCAAUCACAAAGGUUCGCAUUUUUCGAAGCAUAAAAUAUGGAAAAGUUUAGCAAAGUUUUUCCCCGAGAAAUUUUCCACGGGAAUUGAUUGCUACUUCGUUGUUGAUCCCUCCGAAUUCCGUUGAAAAUUACCCCUUUACAAUCUUUAGCCGUGACCAUAAAUCUUAACCUCAGAAAUUUCAGCCUAAAAAAGGCACUUUCAGUCCAACGAGGGAGGAUCCUUUCCAAUAGUCCGUUCAGACUUGCAAGGCGAUGUCGAUGGAAUCUCACUAGGGGAAGUCGCGCAAAAACUGCUGGGCCUCAGUAAGUGAUUUAUAAUUUGUCGAGAAAAGGACAAUGAAAGACAAACGGCUUACAGACGAAAAUCCAACGGCAGAAGAAGGAAAUGCCAUCGCGCAGCUCCUUGGAUGA
Caenorhabditis auriculariae is the source of this 2316-nucleotide messenger RNA. Lineage: Eukaryota; Metazoa; Nematoda; Chromadorea; Rhabditida; Rhabditidae. The record is from the annotation of a GenBank genome assembly.